Messenger RNA from Solanum verrucosum, 1074 nucleotides. Its product is annotated as 14-3-3 protein 10. Gene Ontology annotation, biological process: signal transduction. Bases 55 to 813 code for a protein of 252 amino acids. The transcript has 4 exons. The record is from RefSeq and is a predicted model, not a curated record. Gene Ontology annotation, cellular component: cytoplasm. Lineage: Eukaryota; Viridiplantae; Streptophyta; Magnoliopsida; Solanales; Solanaceae.
ACAGUGUUGAGAAAAUCAAUUCUCUUUCGCCUAAAUUUUCUCUCUACUUCAUCCAUGGCGGCUCCAAUCCCUGAAAAUCUCAGCCGUGAACAGUGUCUUUACUUAGCCAAACUCGCUGAACAAGCCGAGCGCUAUGAAGAAAUGGUUCAGUUCAUGGACAAACUAGUCCUCAAUUCCACGCCGGCCGGCGAACUCACCGUUGAGGAACGGAAUCUCCUCUCCGUCGCUUACAAAAACGUUAUCGGCUCUCUUCGUGCUGCCUGGCGUAUUGUUUCCUCCAUUGAACAGAAGGAGGAAUCGCGGAAGAACGAAGAGCACGUGCAUCUUGUUAAGGAGUAUAGAGGUAAAGUUGAGAAUGAACUUUCGCAGGUUUGUGCUGGUAUACUCAAGUUACUCGAGUCAAACCUUGUUCCAUCUGCUACUACCGGUGAAUCGAAGGUGUUUUACCUUAAGAUGAAAGGUGAUUACUACCGGUAUCUUGCUGAGUUUAAGAUUGGAGAUGAGAGGAAGCAGGCUGCUGAAGACACAAUGAAUUCUUAUAAGACUGCUCAGGAAAUUGCACUGAUAGAUCUGCCUCCAACACAUCCCAUAAGGCUUGGUCUUGCACUCAACUUCUCUGUCUUUUACUUUGAGAUACUGAACUCAUCUGACAAAGCUUGCAGUAUGGCAAAACAGGCAUUUGAGGAAGCCAUAGCUGAGCUGGACACUUUAGGUGAAGAAUCAUACAAGGAUAGCACCCUCAUAAUGCAACUCCUACGAGACAACCUCACACUUUGGACCUCAGAUGCUCAGGAUCAGUUGGAUGAAUCUUGAUUGGCAUGGUGUCUCUAUUUAGGAUUGGGCUCUAAAUGUUGUUUGCUUUGUUGUGCUGACUUAUUGUAUAAGAAAAAAGACAGCUUCGCUUGACAUAUGUUAUGUUUGAUAUUUGACUAGUGGUGGUUUGGUACUUGGAAAUCUAGUUAGAUUAUUUAUCUUAUUGCAAUGGAACCUUAGUACUGUGUAUGAGAAAAAACUUUAAUGAAUGCUUGUGUCUUUGAGGACGUUUCAAAACGUAUCAUGAAAAUGGUUACAAUU